AUGGAGCGCACCGUGACCAGGGCGGAUCUAAACUCUGAAGCAAGCUCACCUGAUGCCUCCCCAACAUCUGUCUAUGCAAAAGAUUUAAUACCCUUCGAGUUCAUCGAGCAGGAAGCUCCACAGAUUGAGGAACAUGUCGAAGACGAAGAUGAGAUGAAAUUUUGUCUGUUCGCACCCACUCCUGGAAUAGCAAAGACAGCGCAACCUGUCUCUAGGAUUAGGCUAAAGUCGCCGACGCCGACGAAUGCAGAGCCCGGUCUGGAGAAUCCACAGCGAGACCCAAAUUAUUAUUUUUCCAAACCUCUAGGACCAGAAGAGCGGGAAAGGUUCAAUGCUUCAACAGUUUCAGGAAAAGAUGUCAAAUACCGCUCCUGUAGCUUCUGUCCUGGAAGCGCAUAUGCGUGGAAAGUCACCGAUGUCAGAGCAWCGAAAGCCGAAGCUCUAAUUCUCGCAAAAGCAUCUUCCGUCUAUCAAGAUCUUCUUGUUCAAGAACCAUCCAAGAGGAAGCGACCUGGAAAACAAAUGCGAAUCAAAUCCAGGACGAAACUUGCCAUGAUCAAGGCUGCACAGAUCGAAGAUCAGAAAGCUGCAGAGUUGAGAGAAGCUGCGGAGCGGGAAAAGCGUACCACACGCAAUCGGGAGAAGAAAGCCAAGAAGAAGAGUCGUGAGAAGGCUAAGAAAGCUGCUGGAGCUGUCGGUGCUGUGGGGAAUGAUGGGUCGGAUGGCGAAGAUGAUGAUGCUUCUUCGCAACCUGGUUGA
This is a messenger RNA of Ramularia collo-cygni, 759 nucleotides long. RefSeq lists its product as uncharacterized. Bases 1 to 759 code for a protein of 252 amino acids. The record is from RefSeq and is a predicted model, not a curated record. The transcript has a single exon. NCBI's taxonomy places the organism in Eukaryota, Fungi, Ascomycota, Dothideomycetes, Mycosphaerellales, Mycosphaerellaceae.